AUGUCUUCUGAGCGUAAUAAGGCCUUGAAGUUCUGCACUGUGUGUGCCUCAAAUAAUAAUAGAUCGAUGGAAUCUCACAGAGUGUUGAAAGAAGCGGGAUACGAUGUGUCGUCCUAUGGUACCGGAUCCGCAGUGAGAUUACCAGGACUCUCAGAAGACAAGCCCAAUGUUUACCCCUUCGGGACCCCCUAUAAUGAUAUAUAUAAUGAUUUGCGUUCGCAAUCAGUCGAGCGUUACAAAUCAAACGGUCUACUUGAUAUGCUUGAUCGUAAUAGAAAAUUGAAAAAGGCACCUGAAAAGUGGCAUGAUGGAACAAAAGUCUUUGAUUUUGUAUUUACUUGUGAAGAAAGGUGUUUUGAUUCGGUCUGCGAGGAUCUCAUGAGCCGUGGGGGUCAAUUAAAUAAAAUUGUGCACGUCAUUAACAUUAACAUUAGGGACGAUAGCGAAAAUGCAAAGGUCGGAGGAAGAGCAAUCCUAAAGUUGGCCGACAUGCUUUCGAGCAAAGUAACUGAGUGUGAAAAAACCGGUGAACCUUUCGAGGAUUGCAUUAUGGAUAUCCUAACGCAAUGCCAAGAAAGGUAUCCUCAACUUCCGUUGUUGUAUUCUCCAGCAUACUAUUGA
Molecule: messenger RNA, 621 nt
Organism: Lachancea fermentati
Lineage: Eukaryota; Fungi; Ascomycota; Saccharomycetes; Saccharomycetales; Saccharomycetaceae
Source: the annotation of a GenBank genome assembly